Messenger RNA from Penicillium daleae, 1482 nucleotides. It is a transcript of the gene trm82, whose product is annotated as putative tRNA methyltransferase. The coding region runs from base 1 to 1482 and encodes 493 amino acids. Gene Ontology annotation, cellular component: nucleus; tRNA methyltransferase complex; cytosol. Gene Ontology annotation, molecular function: tRNA (guanine(46)-N7)-methyltransferase activity; protein binding. The transcript has 3 exons. Lineage: Eukaryota; Fungi; Ascomycota; Eurotiomycetes; Eurotiales; Aspergillaceae. Gene Ontology annotation, biological process: RNA (guanine-N7)-methylation. The record is from RefSeq and is a predicted model, not a curated record.
AUGACCAGCUUCCAGCACCCCUUUCAAAGCUUGAAACUUGUCAAGCGGCAGUCUCAAGGACUUCCUAAUGUGUUGGUGACCUCUGCGGGUCCCUAUAUCUACUCCUAUGCAGCCGAGAGCGGCCAGCGCCUGGCCGUAUGGCCCGAACAUAUAGAAACCAGCGGCGGAGCUGCUUCUGCUCCAGCAUCCACAUCGGAUGACCAAGCUCCUCCUGAGAAGAAGAUAAAGCUCUCAUCGCCUGAGAAUGAGUCCGAAGACAACCCUAGCACGACAACGGACGGUCCCACCAACAAGUCUCCUGCCUGGACCAAUAUCCCCAAGGUCUUGGCAACGUCUGAUGGCAAGCAUGUAGUCGCCUUGACCGCCGAGGACAAAUGCAUUCGAGUGUUCAGCUUGAGUGACGAUGGAAAGUUCAAGGAGCUCAGCUCUCGGAAUAUGGCUAAGAAGCCAUGCGCAUUGGAUUUGACCCACGAUGAUCAGACUAUCCUCUGUGCUGACAAGUUUGGCGAUGUCUACUCUUUGCCUCUAAUCCCCGGGGAGUACAUUAAGCCGAAGAUCCAAGCUAAAAAGGCUAAACCGGUCGCGACCACGCUCACCGUACACUCGAAGCGUAACCUUCGUUCAUUGGAGCAACAGCACCUCCAUGCCGAGCGGGCUGAAAAGGCUGAGGAGGUUCAAGAGGAGGAGAAGGCUGCGCUCAACUUUGAAUACCAGCUUAUCCUUGGCCAUGUUUCGAUGCUUACUGAUGUCAUCGCCGUGUCUCUACCUGGCGCUCCGGGCAGUCGCCCGCGGAAUUACAUCUUGACUGCGGAUCGUGAUGAGCAUAUUCGUGUAUCUCGUGGUAUCCCUCAGGCUCACGUGAUUGAACGACACUGUUUGGGUCACACUUCGCUUAUUAGCAAGAUCUGCAUUCCUUCGUGGGCGCCAAGUGUCCUGAUCUCUGGUGGGGGCGAUGGCCAGCUGCUUGUAUGGAACUGGAGUGAAGGUCAACUGCACCAAAGUGUUCCCCUGAGUGAUUCGUUCCAGGAUUCUAUCGUGAGUGGAAUCUGGGAUGUCUCUUUGACCAGCAUGCUGGUACCGCUGGGUCUAUUAGCCUCCCCUCAGCUCCUCUGCUACACUCUUGAGAGCGACAAUACACUCAAGUCCCAAGGUGUUAUUCAGCUAUCUGGGAAUGUGCUUGAUGUUGCCAGCAUUGAUUCACAUGGCUCUGUUCUCGUCUCGGUAGAUGCCGUCCGAGAGCCUGGCUCUACAGAUAUGUGGAAGUCGAGUGCGGUGUCUCCUCAGAUUCUCACGGAAUGUCUGCAGGCCAGCAAUUCUGACGGAAGCCUGAAGUGGACUGUGAAUGAAGAGUCAAGGACAGCCUGCAUCAAUGCACGUGGUACUUCUGAUCUUCCUGCCACACUGGAUGCCAAGCAGAAGAAGGCAAUUGACGACACUUUGUACAACCUGGGCAACCUUCGGAAGAGAACAUUUGAUGACUGA